GGGAACAGUCUUUUCCUGACCUUUCCUCAAGCCCUCCAAUAGUGCUGCAUGGGCACAAGAGCAGGAAGAAGGAGACACAGUAGGAUGAAGAAUCAGAUUGGAGACUUGGGGGAAAAAUGACCAAGUGAGUCCUUGUUAAGGAAGUCUGGCAGCUGCACACUCCUGCACGUGGAAUCAAUUACCAACCAAAGCCAACAGAGAUCUGACCAAACCCUCUUUCUCCUAAUUAGCAUCACUCACUGUUCUCCACAGUGCCAAGACAAGCCGUGCCCUGCUCUGAUUCCCAAACCUGUGAGCAAAUGGAUUGCUUUGAGAAUGGAAAGAUUUGCAAUCAAACAUGCUCCCAGCAGCACAGGGAGAGCAGUGGCUGUCAAGUGGCUGAGGCUGGCAGACCUGUCAGACGUCUCCGGAGGAAGAGAAGAUUGCCUCUGGAUUCGGAGGAUGAGGAGGAAAAUGCAUAUGAGGAUGAGGAGAAGAAUAAAUCAAAUAAUAUGAAAAGCCGCAGAAACACUAAACCAAUAAAACAAGUGCUUCCUGGAAAGAAGAAGGUAUGGAACUGGUCUUCCUACUUGGAAGAGGAACAGAUGCCAGCUGCUCCCCAAAAGCUGUUCAGAGAGGUUGGCAGGUUUUUUCACACUCUUGCUGUUUUUCUUGGGCAACAUCACAGGAUUACUGGCAGUCACAGGAUUACCAGCUCGGUGGAGUAUCAGUCAUUCCCACAAGGCCGAAAUGGAUUUAAAGUUGGAAUGAAAUUGGAAGGGGUGGAUCCUGAACACCCCUCUCGCUUCUGUGUUCUCACAGUUGCUGAGGUGCAGGGGUACAGGAUGCGGCUGCACUUUGAUGGUUACCCAGAGUGCUACGACUUCUGGGCUAAUGCUGAUUCCUCAGACAUCCACCCUGUGGGCUGGUGUGAAAAAACAAGCCAUAAGCUGCUCCCUCCUAAAGGUUUCAAGGAGGGAGAAUUUAAUUGGACUACUUAUCUGAAGAACUGCAAAGCUCAAGCAGCUCCAAAAAGCCUUUUUAAGACCCUCAGCAGUCCUGUCACACCUUCUGGGUUUCGUCUGGGAAUGAAACUGGAGGCAGUGGACAAGAAGAACCCGUCACUGGUUUGUGUCGCCACCAUCACAGACAUGGUGGAGAACCGGCUGCUGAUCCAUUUUGAUAACUGGGAUGAGAGCUACGACUACUGGUGUGAAACGAGCAGCCCAUAUAUCCAUCCUGUCGGCUACUGCCAAGAAACUGGAACCCCACUGACAACACCACCUGGAUACAGGGAUUCCAAAGCCUUCUCAUGGGAGAAAUACUUGGAAGAAACUAAUUCCCAAGCAGCCCCAGCAAGAGCCUUUAAACUGCGUCCUCCUCACGGAUUCCAGGUUAAUAUGAAGUUAGAGGCUGUGGACAGACGAAAUCCCAUCUUGAUAAGAGUGGCAACAAUCAUUGACAAAGACAACCAUCGCAUUAAGAUACAUUUUGAUGGCUGGGACCAUCACUACGAUUUCUGGGUGGAUGCAGACAGCCCUGACAUCCAUCCUGUAGGCUGGUGUGACAAAACUGGACACGCUCUGCAGGUCCCUCUAGGUGCUGAAGAUCCAGAGGGAGCAGUGGGACAGACGUGUCCUACUCCGGGCUGCCAGGGGAUCGGGCACGUGCGGGGCCCCCGAUACGGAACACAUUACACCUUGGUUGGCUGUCCAUACUCUGAUGUGAACCUCAGCAGAGAAAACCUCUUACAGGACCGGCUGAGUGGGGAGAGACCUUCCCCUGGGAACAUCAUGCAGAAAGCCAGGAGGCUGGAGACCCCUGGCCCAUUGCUGGGAGCAGGGGAGUCUUCUCAGGGUGACUCUUCACAAUCCAGAAAAUCUGCACCAGACAGUGAAAAGUGGUGUCAAAGCAGCAUCCACACUCCAUCAGAGCAAUCGGAAGACAGUCGGGAGAGAGGCUGGGGAGAGGAGGAUUCCUCUGCAGACAUCAAAACCACACCAAAAACGCUCGGGUGCUCACAUGCCUAUAUCAAGUUUCAGCUAGUGAAACAGGAAAGCAAUGGGAAAGGCACUGAUUUGGAUCUCCAGCAGGCCCUCCACCAGUCUAUCUUCAUGCCUUCCCUGGCCUCUAACCCGACCCACCGCCUCCAUCUCUUCUGGGAGCAGCACUGCAGGCUCUUGCCGGAGGUCUCGGGCCUGACAGCCAAACAAGUUGCCAAAUGGACUGUGGAGGAGGUGGUGAACUUUAUCCAGCGUUUACCUGGCUGCAAAGAGCAAGCAUCUGUGUUCAGGGAAGAGCAGAUUGAUGGCGAGGCCUUCCUGCUCCUCAAGCAGAAUGACAUCGUUAAAAUACUCAGCAUCAAGCUGGGCCCUGCCCUGAAGAUCUACAAUGCUAUCCUCAUGUUCAAGUCUGCAGAAGACAACUGAGAAGAGGCCUUUGGCAGAUCCAGGAGGAACUGACAGCUGAUCUUCAGCUGUGAGCAUUACAACACGCCGGACAGGUGGAUUGGGACUCUGAUGUAUUUUAAGUAGAAUUUAGUAAAAAUGGUUUGAGGUUAUAAAAAUCCUGCCACAGUUUGGAAUAUGAGGCAGCUUCACUUCCAAGAAGAGGAUAUUAUUAUAUUUUGUAAUUGAAUUUGGUUUUGAUAUAUCAAUCUCUUUUUGAGAUCAAGAAGAAACCUCCAGUUCUAAGGGGAAUCCAGGGUAGCACUGGUGGAGCUGCAGGAGCAAGAAGAAAGUUUUGAGUAAGACUGGCUUUGUGUCCAGUGAUAGUGCCUGAAAGACUGAGUGAUCACCAGCGAGAUUAAUGUGUUCUGUGUAAUAAGAGAGGAAAAAUAUGCACUUCCAAGCAAUUCCCCCGUAUCCUUCACUGCUGUGACUCAGGAGCUGACCUUUUCAGGACUGAUUGUUAAAUUCCAGUUUUUCAUACUGAUCCUGGUUGUUGUGAUACCCUUGGCUGCUGGGCUGCUUGUACCCUGGCAGGAAGGGAGCGUGGGCAGAGGGUUUCCAUCAGGGAUGACUUGCAUUGGUUCUGCCAGCAAGCAAAAUAUCCUCAUUCCUGUCACUCCCUGUCAGGUGGGCUUUGGUUAGGCAAAGAUCCCAUAAGGGCAUCUGCUGCUGGAGACAGAGAGAUGUGUUUUAGCUGUAAUUCUCCCAUCAGUGCUUUUGUGCAGCUCCUUCUGUGCCAGGAACACCUGGCAAAAUGGCACAAUCAGGAGCACUUGGGCAUUGGUGUGUGUUUGUUCUUGCCCUCUCCACUGUCAGCCAAAUGCUAGGAAUAGGAGUUGGAAAGCCAGCAGUGGCCAGAGAGUGUGUGUAAACAGAUUUCCAAGAAACAAAUGGCUUUUCUUUUGAGCCAUCCAAACUGAUGAAUGUGAAGUGCUUUGGCCUUUGUCCCUUGAGGUGGGCUCAGGUGUGUUCUGCCAGAGAGCUGGAGGGCAGAGCAGCAAGCAGAGCACACAGGGAUGUGAGAUUGGAGAGGAAUCAGGACUUAAACAGCAAAAUGAGGGAACAAUUACUUCCCAAAAGAGAGCUGCUGUGUGUGGGGAAGGUGUGGAGCCUGGGGCUGUGUUCCUGCACGUGCAGCCUGUGCUCUCCUGGCUGGGAGCACGGGUGGCUCCUGCUCCAGCAGAGCCAGUUUAAGGAGCAUGCCCAUGGACAUCCUGGGGGAGGGUUUCCACAUGGGCACUUCCCAAGUUGUCCUCUCCCCAUGGAAGCCCUGGCAGAUGGGGUGAGUCCUGCUGGGCUCCGUGUGAUGUUCCCAUUGCUGUUGGCAGCACCAGCUCGUGGCUCUCUCCUUGGCCACUCUCCCUGAUGGCUGUUUGGCUGUUCUAGAACCACCUCAGCUCAGGCAGCCCUUGCAGCCCCUCAUCCAUAGCUGCCAGGCUGAAUCCUGUGUGUGGGAACCCGUGGGACACUGGGGGUGUGACCUGGAGCUGCCAAAGGCAGGUUCUGCCCUCAGCCUCUGCCAGGCUGUGUGGGUGUCUCAGGACACUGCAUGGUGAUGUCAUCCAUCCACAGGCACCUCAAACUCCCUUGGCAUCUCUGCCACCAGCGUGGCUUCCCAGGAGCUGUCAGGAACAGAGUGAACACGCUGUCCAUGACUGUGUGGUGACACAAGGAACACACUUGUUCCCCCUUCCUGUGUCACCCACAUCCUUUGUCCAACCCUCCUGCUGCUGAGAAGGUUCUUGUGACUUGUCUGAAGCAGAAGGUUCCUUAAAAUUGUAAAUAGAAUCCACACCCCUGAAGCAAUUCAGUCCUGGAAUAAUAUUUAGAGCAGUUUGUUUCCAUGUAUUUUUUAUUUUUAAUAAGAAUUUUGGGAGUUUAAGCCUUCACAGAGAAGACACAGGUUUGGUGGGAUAUUUAAUAGCUGAACCAUUAAAUAUCAGCCAGGCAGCUGUAGGGGAGAAAUUUAUUGCAGUGUUAAGGACUAGGCAAGGGGUGAAUUUAGUUUAUUAAAAUACAUUUUUAGUAUGAUAACCAGGAUAUUCACCAAAGAGCCACAUUCCUUUAUCCUGCUCUGCACAUCCAGUGUCAACAUUAAGACUUGAAUUGUAAGUGGCAUGUCCUGUCCUCUGACAGAACUCACCUUCUGGGCAAAGCAAAAUUGUUUCUUGACAACUGGAACAGAAGAUCCAGAGCUGGGCUGUUUUAUUCCUGGCUCUCCACUGACUUGCUAAGUAGUCCUGAGCCCUUCCUUGCCCCUGUUCCCCCCUCUGUGACACCCAGCCUGGUGGGGCAAGUGCAAUUUUGCCUUUUUCUUGUUUCAAACAAGCAGGUCCUGCCAGAUUUUCUGUUUCACCUCCUUCCUUUGGGAGCCUGAUUUGGGGGACAGCAGAUUGCCUCUAGCAAUAAACCAAAAUAUAAUAUUAAUUCUAUUUCUUUUACUAUAUAUAGGUGGAGGUUGAAGAGAAUCAGUUAAACAAGCCAUGAGAUUCUAGUCAGUGACAUUAUUCAAACAGAAGAGAAAUCUUUAAUCCUUGGGGCCUCCGAGCCAGCUGGAUCAAAGAGGAAAAUGUGUACUUGGAGGUUGUUCAGUGACAGCCAGCACAGUGCUUUCAGCAGGGGGGAAGGAGGAACCUUUUAGGGAUGAAAGAAGGAGGAAUGUGCUUCUUGUGCCUUUUUUUUGUAAUCUGAUAAUUGUCUUUGUAGAGCAAGCAAGAAUGUGCACACAUCUAUUACCCACUCCUUUCCUAAAUAUAGCUGUAUUCCAAUUAAAUCCAGCAACUUCACAGGACAAAAAGAUUUCCAGUGUCUUCCCUGGACAUAUUUAAAACUCCCUGAUAUUUACAAUAUAGCAAAAAACUAAGCCAUCUCAUCUUUUAGCCCCAUAACUUAGGAAUUCAUCAGCUGCUGGUGCCAUGCCGCUUGUGUCAGGGCAUGCUGCUUCCCGCUGUGUCUCAGUGAGUUGUUCCUGCUGCCAGUCCAAACUCUGCUCUGCCCGUUCCCAGUCCUGCUCCAGGCCUGUGGCAUGGCCAGGGCUCUGCUGAGGCCUUUGGUUAUCUGAUGCCUGCCUUGUGUAAUUUGAAAUGUGCACUUUGAAGCAAAAAUCCAAAUUGCUCUGUGGGGAGCAAAACUGAAGCUGAUUAAUGUCACCUGGGGUUGGGAGGAUUUUGAGUCUGCUGAAUGUCAGCAAGAGCCAGUUGUUGGCCCAACUGAACCCACGAGUCUCUUAGCAAUACAGGUAUAUUCCUUAGAACCAACUCGGAGCUGUGACAAGUUCCCAUGGGCCAGCAGAGCAGUUAGGAAUUUCCAGUUCCCAAAAUCUUAUUCCUGGCUGUGUUUUUGUUCCCUUUUUGUUGUUUUUGAAAUUCAAAGCAAUCAGAAUUUUUCUCUUUUCCUCUUCGCCUCGGCUGGAAGUCCUGUUAAAUUUUUUCUGUGCCAUCACCAACAAUCAUCCCCGUAAUCCAGUAGCAGCAAAUUUCAGCUCUGGGUAAUGAAUCACAUUAAAGUUGGACAGGAGCAUUUGGCAUCGCUGACAGCAAAACUCUGCAGCUGAAGGAAAAGCCCAACACUUGGCCCAGGGAUAAGCCAGUUCAGCUGUACAAGAUUUCCUGCGUGCUACUUUUAUGCCCUACUUAGGGAUUUAUACCACAGAGAGCUUUAAAGUUUUUGACAUCCCCCCCAUGAUGUGAUAAGCCAGCUUAUUUUGGAGAUUCCUUUUACUUGAACUGGAAGCACGUGCAGGGGAAGAGAGCAGGGCCUCGGCUCAGCCUCAGAAAUGUCUGCCUGUUUUAAACCAAAUACUUGAGCUUUUCCACACUAGCCAUGACCUUGCACUCCACUGAUGCUUUCCUCUGGAAAUGUGAAUAAAAUUAAUAUAAGUU
This is a messenger RNA of Onychostruthus taczanowskii (white-rumped snowfinch), 6310 nucleotides long. Its product is annotated as lethal(3)malignant brain tumor-like protein 1. The transcript is spliced from 21 exons. Lineage: Eukaryota; Metazoa; Chordata; Aves; Passeriformes; Passeridae. The record is from RefSeq and is a predicted model, not a curated record. Gene Ontology annotation, cellular component: nucleus. Gene Ontology annotation, molecular function: protein binding; zinc ion binding. Gene Ontology annotation, biological process: regulation of DNA-templated transcription. The coding region runs from base 300 to 2408 and encodes 702 amino acids.